CAACCAAUGACAAGUGACAUAUUUGACAUUGACAGCGUUUUGGAAUUUGGCCUCUAUUCAAAGUUCAAACUCUACAAACAGUGUCCGUUGGGGAUAUUGCUGAUAAUUCUAUGGCCGAUACCCUUGCCGACCCUAACAUUAUGGAUAACGGCUACUUGGACCCGAUUUUGCAUUCCAAAGAUCUUCCAAAUCCAUCCCAAAUAUUCAACCCCAUAGGGUCGAUAUUUUCCUCUGGAUCUGGCGAAUAUAAAGCGAACCUACCUACACCGAUGGAAUCCCAGAUAAGAAAACUGAAACUUUCCUUGGAACCUUAUAGGGAACUGAUGCUACAUGCCAACAAAGUAGUUUUAUGGGAGAAACAGUGGCACUCCACUGGCAUUUUGGCAGCUACAAGUGUCGUCUUCACAAUUAUAUGGCUGCAAAAUCCAAAUAUGCUCUCCAUGGUAGCUUUUAUGGGUCUGCUGAUAACCAUUGCUGACUGUUUCAUGCCCACAGUAUUAUCUUCUAUUUACACUGUCGAGAUGUGGAGCGGUGAGAAACAGAAAGAAUAUGAAGAGAUAUGCACUAGCAUUAUCCUCUAUAAAACCAAGGCAGAACUCUUGAUGUCCUCUUAUUGGAGAAUGAGGGUCACCAAUCCAAAACUCUACUUUGGUUUGACCAUUUCAAUGUUGGUUUUAUUAACUUUCGUUGGAGGUACCAUCGAUAAUCUUUUGUUGACUUAUGCAGUGGUAACAUUUGGCAUAAUGCUUCCCGGAAUGAUACACCAUGGAAUGCUUAACAAGUUCACAGAAGCCUGUUCAAAAUUGUUUAAUAGCUUAGUGGAAAAUGCCAAAGCGAAGGUGGGCCCCAAGAAAUUGCAAUAGUUUAUUAUAAUAAAUUUAUUUUGUAUGUUUAAUCUUGUGUUAUAUGUGAAUAAAUAUAGUUUUAUCCUCUGUAAAGUAGGUAUUUUAAAUGUAAGACUGGUUGUAAAUCGAUUGGGGGUUUCAUGUGAUCAUAUUUGGAGUUUAUUUGUACCUGAUUUGUGUACUGAGAUUUAGAUUUAAUAAAACUAGUAAUUAUAAAAA
Molecule: messenger RNA, 1064 nt
Organism: Anthonomus grandis grandis
Lineage: Eukaryota; Metazoa; Arthropoda; Insecta; Coleoptera; Curculionidae
Product: ADP-ribosylation factor-like protein 6-interacting protein 1
Exons: 2
Coding region: 111-863 (250 amino acids)
Source: RefSeq, a predicted model, not a curated record